UCUUCUUUCCCUUAACCUCGUAGCCUGUUCCUCUGUCAUUAUCAUUAGUCACAAUUAAUUAAUAAUUAUUACUAUAAUUGUUCAAAAAGUCUUCUUUUUUUGGGUUUCUUCUUCAUUAUUACACACAAUUGCAGUUUCAUAAUUUUCCACUUUUUUUGUUCAACCCAUUUCCAUUUUUUCACAAAGUUUGAAGCUUUUCUACUUUUCAACAACACCCACUUAUCCAUUUUCUCAAUCAGAAUGUGUCAUUGAGUUGUAGCUGAAGCUUCUUAUUCUGAAUUUUCUCACCAUUUAUUGCAUUGUAGGGUGAAAACUACAAAGAAAAGUUAGAAUCGGCGAAAUUCUCAUGGAGUGACACAUGGAAGCUAAAAUUGAGGACAUGAGAGUCUUUUGGUAGACUGUAUGGGAGGUUUAUUACACUUUUUUGAAUUCAAUCAAGGGAGGAUGGCCAAGAAAGUCCAUGCUCACAAGAGACAUCAUAGUGACUUUGAAACUCAUCGAAAUAAUCUAGAUCUGCAAGUUGAAACAUCUCAGAAGUACAGCCCAGAAGGAGAAUUACCUCACUAUUAUCACGUAGAAGAAGAAUUGUCUGAAAAUAAUCGUUAUUCAAACGCUGGUUCAAUGAAAAAGCUGAUCAAUGAAGAACUAUCCAAUCGAUCAAGCACACGGCAGAAUGCACCAAGCCUUGUGGCAAGGUUGAUGGGGUUAGAUAUGAUGCCUGUAGACACUAAACCUGCUCCAUCAGAUAAAAGAAUAAGUGAAAAUAUGGGGAAGAAGUUUUCAAACAAAGGAACAAAUGGAAGGAGUUCAGUAAGUUGGGAAUCUUCUAACUUUAAUUCUUCUAGCCAUAUUGAAUUCGACUCAUUUCACAAAGUUAAAGAUGACGGCGAUGAUGAUGGAUGGAGCCAGAGUUUUGGAGAACAAAGGCGUCGAGAACAUCCACAGGAAAAGGAACUUCAGAAAUUCAAGAAAGAGUUUGAAGCAUAUCAAGCAGCAAGGUUUCAAGAAUGUUCAAAGUUUGCCGAAAUCGGCAGUGUUUCCAGCAGAUUGAUUUUUCAAGAGAAUCGGAACAGCGAAAAGGUUGCACUUGCACAUAAUACAAGUAUGCAAAGGAAAAUCUUUCCUUCAAAGAGCAGAACUCUAAGUAGAGAUUUUGAAGAGUCCUUAAUGAUCAAAUCUUAUAACAGAUUAGAUGCAUCUUCUCCAACCCGGAUCGUUAUCUUGAAACCUGGUCCUGAUUGCAUAUUCAAUCAUGAAGAGAACUGGACUAGUUCAACAGGGACUUUACCAGGUAGACAUAGUAUAGAAGAUUUUCUUGAGGAGGUGAAAGAGCGUUUGAAAUGCGAACUGCAAGGAAAAACUGUCGGAAAAGGUUAUGCGGUCCGAGGAAGUGAUAUUGAGACACUACGCAAUAAAAAACCAUCUGAUCCUAAACUUAUCGCUCGUCAAAUAGUAAAGCAAGUCAAAGAAAAUGUGACAAGAGAUAACGACUCAAAUUCAGUCUGCUCAGAAUCAACAAGAUCAUACGAAGGUGAAGGGAAAUUCAAUGGACCAAGUUUCCCCGAAUUUAUCAGUAGAGAUUCAAGGAGUUACUUGUCAGAGAAGCUAACAGAUGUUGUAAAAAGUGAAAGACAUGAUACAUUUGACAAUCACAGAUUUAGACUCAAGAAGACAGAAGAUAUUUUGAAAUGUGCAAAUGAAUGGGAAAUAUCGAAAGAAGAAACAGAAAUACAAACAGGGUCUUUCAGGCAUGAACAAGACAACAACAUAUUGUUCCACAGGGAGUUGUUGUCUCCAAGGAACCUUGUAAGAUCCUUGUCUGCUCCUGUAUCAAGAUCAGGAACAUCGUUUGGAAAGCUUCUUCUAGAGGACCGGCACAUUUUAACCGGGGCUCAUAUCCGGAGGAAGCUUGAAGCAGUUGAAACUAUGUCUCUUGAUGUUAAAAAACAGAAAAAAGAGAGAUUUAAUAAUAUUAAAGAAAAAGUUUCCAAUUUGAGAUACAGUUUUGCUCUAAGAGGGAGGAUUUUUGGUAAGAGAAAUCAAUCAAUGGUAGAAUCACAUGGCACUGAAUACCGCCCGACAAUGAGAGAUAUCACAAGUGGUCCAACAGUCCUUGUGAACGACGGUGGUGAGAGACAUGAGAACUACACUGAGGUACCUCCUAGUCCUGCAUCUGUGUGCAGCAGUGUCCAUGAAGACUUUUGGAGGCGAACCGAAUAUUUAAGUCCAAUAUCAACUCCUGAUUUGUCCUCAAGAGAUGAUACUGCUGUGCCACAAGUUUUCCGAGACAUCAGCUCUGGUCUAAAUGAGCUAAGGAGACAACUCAAUCAACUUGAUUCUAGUGAUGUCGAGGACUUCACUACGAACCAGAAACCGUCCGAGUCUGAAUUGGUGCAAAUAAAUGAUCCAGCAGAAUCUUACAUAAGAGAUUUACUUGUUGCUUCUGGUUUAUACUUUGGCUCUUGGAAUAAGUCUUUGUUAAGAGGGGACACAUAUGCAAAGCCUAUUGGAAAUUCUGUUUUUGAAGAAGUGGAAGAAUCUCAUAAAAAAUUGAUCAAGGAGAAUAACGAAAAUUCUAUGAAGGAUCAAAGUGAGAACAAACUAGACCACAAGAUUUUGCUUGAUUUGUUAAAUGAAUCACUUUCAGUUGUUCUUGGACCACCUUUGACACUUUCUAGAUUCAGAAAAAAACUAUGCAACUCUUCCAUGUUGUCGCCGCCUCAAGGAAAGGAACUGUUGAAGUUAGUAUGGGAAAAUAUCCGCGCCUCGUUAUAUCCUUCACUGGAUAUGUCUCUUUAUUCACUUGAUACUUUGGUAGCUCAACAUUUGACUUCAAUCCCUUGGUCUGGAAUAAUCAAUGAUGAGAUCAAUAUAUUGGAAAGAGAGGUUGAAUGUCUUAUAACUAAUGAUCUUGUUGAAGAACUCACAAAGGAUUUGCUCUGAGAAAUACAUCUUACAUGAAAAUUAUGACAAUAAAGAGUUCCAUACAUUGGAGCAAGGGUUAUAUAUGAUCAUUACACAAAUUGGACUAUAGCAGCCUAAUUGAUAUAGUUUUGUAGAUGGAGUAUUGCAUUAAUAUGUGUGUAUAUAAUGUAUUGUGUGUGAGUGUGUGUGAUGUAGAGGGCAUUGAGUUGUGGUAAUACAUAGUGUACAUGAGUGAAGUGAAUAAUUAGAUUAUUUUUUCAAAAUA
Medicago truncatula (barrel medic) is the source of this 3190-nucleotide messenger RNA. RefSeq lists its product as uncharacterized. NCBI's taxonomy places the organism in Eukaryota, Viridiplantae, Streptophyta, Magnoliopsida, Fabales, Fabaceae. The coding region runs from base 403 to 2943 and encodes 846 amino acids. The transcript has 6 exons. The record is from RefSeq and is a predicted model, not a curated record.